Pyricularia oryzae 70-15 is the source of this 1959-nucleotide messenger RNA. RefSeq lists its product as uncharacterized. Lineage: Eukaryota; Fungi; Ascomycota; Sordariomycetes; Magnaporthales; Pyriculariaceae. Bases 1 to 1959 code for a protein of 652 amino acids. The record is from RefSeq and is a predicted model, not a curated record. The transcript has 2 exons.
AUGGGAUUCAUCCAAGGUCUACACGUCCGGCAGCUGGACGAAGUCGGGCCGCCUCUGAUGGAGAGACCAACAGUGUUUCCCAUCCCGGUGCAAACCCAGGCUCCCACACAAACGCAGAGGGCUCCCGCGGCGACAGAAACACCACCGCCGUCAUCGACCGUGGUGCAAGCGAGCGCCGCACCGAUAAUCUCGAGCAUCUCAAAUACCACGAGCAUCGCUGCUGGGAAAACAAGUCCUGCUCCACAACCGGGGAUUAAUGUCCAGGGCAGCAACGGAACCGCAAACGCAACUCCCUCGAGCAACCCGGAGACGGCCCCCGACAUGGCUGACGGGAACGCCACAUCUUCUGACAGGUCUGCCGUCAUUGGCGGAUCGAUAGCCGGUGUCAUUAUUGCCCUGUUCCUCUUCUUCCUGCUGUACAAGUACCGCAGGCAAAUCACGUCCUUGUUCAGGCCCAAGCCCGAGGACCCUGAAGAGCCCAGCUUCGUCGACGAGCUGGAGCGGCAAAACACGCGGCUGAGCAGGUUCGAGGACCGCUGCGGCGGCACCAGCGUGUCGGACGGCCGGCCCCAGACCGCCUCUACCGUGCGGGAGCUGCAGCCGCACUACUCGUUCGCCACGUCGGUGCCCACGCUAGCCGGCAGCCCGGCGACGUCGCAGCACUCGCUGGCCCCGUCGUCCCGCAGGAGCGGCGAGAUGACGCUGCCGCCGCCCCAGAAGCCCCGCGAGGUCCGGUACCGCCUCCCGCUGUACCACAUGGAGGACGACAGCUACGACAACAUCGAGCUGGACCCCUGCGAGCGCCUCGAGCCGCCCUCCCUCUCCGGGAGCGGCGACGCCGCCAUCAUCCGCCAGGGCCCCUGCCGGACCCCCAGCAGCGCGAGCGCCAGGGCCGUGGCGCUGGCCUGGUGGCAGGCCUCGGGCCCCUGCCGGACCCCCAGCAGCGCGAGCGCCAGGGCCGUGGCGCUGGCCUGGUGGCAGGCCUCGGGCACCUGCGAGUCGCCCAAGGCCCGCUACUCGUACCUCGAGGCCAAGAAGUCGGCGCCCACCCCCGUGGUGCCCGAGCUGCGGACCCCUUCGCGCGCCGAGGUCUGCGACGACGGCGAGGUGUCCGUCGCGAGCGUGUCGGUCGCCAGCUCCAUGUCGGGCGUGUUGAUGAUGGAGGAAGGGUCGUCCGUCGUUGGCACCACGAGGAGCCCCAGCGCCCGGAGCGACAGGCCGAGCUCCGUCUUCAGCAAGCGGUCCGACAGCUUCGUGAGCGCCGCGAGCAGCUUUGAGAAUUACCCCCGCGAGGACCGCGACACGGCUGCCGCGGGCGAGAUGGAGAUGGACAACGACGCGUAUGGUGACGAGCAUGAGGACCUCGACUUUGAGAUGUUGACCGAGGGCGACAGCACCAUCAUUGCCGUGGCCACAACCUCUGCCAGGUCCAGCAUCCAGGAGAUCGACGUGACGAGCUCAAAAUCGCUCUCGAGGGCGCAGACUCUCAACGGCGGAGAGAACUCGCAGUGCAUGCCGAUCCAUCCCAAGGAUCAGGGGCCCGUGGUUCAGUUGAAGGUGGUGGAAGCAGAGCAGACGGACGAGUCCUCGGAGGAGCGCGAGCGUGAUUUAGAGGUGGAUGAGUACCCAAGCGAUGAGUACCCUAGCGAUGACUACCAGAGCGACGAGGACGCUGGAUACGAGUCGUCCGUAAUAGAAGAGGACUACGCAGCAGUACCCUCGACCCACUCUGGAGAUGCACGCAAGCAGUCCAUCGAGGAGCCCAGAGACAGGGAAUGGAGUCCAGAAGUGCUGGAAACUAUAAGAGAGAGCAGGGAGCUUCUGAUGUCAAGCGAACAACUGCCCACGUCGAGGGAACUACUACCCGUUCAAACCGAAACACCCUUGCAGAGGGAAACCUUCUUACCAGAGAUCUCAUUCGAGGAUGACAAGGGCUUCGACUUUGGCUUUCUUCCAUAA